AUGAAUUUCCCUCAGCAAUAUUACACCUUUUAUAAUUACUACCCAUAUCCUCAGCAGAUGAUGCAGUUCCCUCCUACCAACUACAUGUGGCCUGCAGUUGACAGAGGGAACAGUUCAUUACGACAUAAAUUUACAAAGGCAGAGGACGACCUUCUCAAGCAAUUAGUGGCUAAAUUCGGAGAAUCUAACUGGAUGGCAGUCGCUUCGCAUAUGAAAACGAGAACACCACGUCAAUGCAGAGAGAGAUAUAAAAACUACCUAUCAGACAAGAUUAAAAAUGGGCCAUGGACCCAUGAAGAGGAAGUUUUACUUCAGGAAAAAGUUAAAGAACUCGGACAAAAGUGGGCAAAAAUCGCUUUAUUCUUCGAGAGUCGAUCAGAUGUUAACGUAAAAAAUCAUUGGACAGCGCUUGUUAACAGGCAAAUUCGCGAAAAUUUAUCAAUGAAAAACAACCCAGCACAGCCAAUUGUUAAAGCUGAGGAAACAAAAGAAGAAGACGUAAACUCAGAACCCAUCUAUGUCCCAGACACAGUUAAUCAGGACACUCCUCCACAGGAAGAUAAACUAUAUAUACAACCAACUCAAGACCAAACACCGCCGUCUGCUGAAGACGCUAUUAUCGAACCACCAAAGGAUAAUAAUAAUAAUUCGAAUUCUUCGACCAGCAUUUGGGAUCAACCGCUUGUACUCGAUCCAGCAAAUGAAUGGGCAGCAGUUACAUCAUCAUUCAACGGCAAAUCCUUAUUCGACUUCUUUUAA
Molecule: messenger RNA, 759 nt
Organism: Trichomonas vaginalis G3
Lineage: Eukaryota; Parabasalia; Trichomonadida; Trichomonadidae
Product: RNA polymerase II transcription regulator recruiting protein
Exons: 1
Coding region: 1-759 (252 amino acids)
Biological process (GO): regulation of DNA-templated transcription
Cellular component (GO): nucleus
Molecular function (GO): DNA-binding transcription factor activity, RNA polymerase II-specific; RNA polymerase II cis-regulatory region sequence-specific DNA binding
Source: RefSeq, a predicted model, not a curated record